This is a messenger RNA of Anopheles maculipalpis, 1570 nucleotides long. Its product is annotated as cytochrome P450 4d8-like. Bases 13 to 1533 code for a protein of 506 amino acids. The transcript has 4 exons. Gene Ontology annotation, molecular function: monooxygenase activity; heme binding; iron ion binding. The record is from RefSeq and is a predicted model, not a curated record. Lineage: Eukaryota; Metazoa; Arthropoda; Insecta; Diptera; Culicidae.
AGUGUGAACAAAAUGUUAUUUCUGGUGACUAUUGUGGUGGUAUACUUGAGCUAUGUGCUGUUCAAGUAUCACCAAAAACGUCAACAAUUGUUAGAGAUUUCCAAGCACAUCAAGGGACCUUAUCCAAACUAUUUCCUUGGAUGUUUCUAUCUCUUCCGCAACAAGUCUGUUGCAGAUAUAUUCGACCAGAUAAAUAAUAUGCACCGACAAUAUGGUGCCGACGUCAGCAUGAUCGGUGCAUUCAAUGACCUCGUGCUAGAUCUCUCCAGCACGCAGAACAUGGAGAAAGUGUUGCUCGCCAAGACAACCAAAAAAUCUUUCCCGUACGAAUUUCUCGAACCAUGGCUCGGAACAGGACUGUUGCUCUCAUUCGGCGAGAAGUGGUUCCAACGCCGGCGCAUCAUAACACCCGCGUUCCACUUUAAAAUACUCGACCAAUUUAUGGACGUGUUCAAUCACGAAGCGGACAUACUGGUUUCGAAGCUGGAAAAGCAGGCAAACAAGAAAGAGUUCGAUAUCUACGAUUAUAUCACGCUGUAUGCGCUGGACAGUAUUUGUGCGACCUCGAUGGGAGUACAAAUCAACGCACAGGAAGACCCGAACAACGAGUACGCUCGGGGCGUAAAGCAAAUGUCAGAGUUUAUCUUCCGCCGUGUGUUUAGCGUACUGCGCCAGUUCCCCGCCCUCUUCUUCCUGUAUCCGUUCGCCAAGGAACAGGGACGGGUGAUCAAGAAGCUGCACGACUUUACCAACUCCGUGAUUGAGAAGCGACGCGCACAGCUGCAGGCCGAACAGUCGGUUGGGAAGGUGGAGUUCAAUGCGGAUGAGGAUGAGCUUUACUCGAAGCGCCGGGAUACUUUCCUCGAUCAGUUGCUGAAGGUAACGAUCGAAGGUAAACCGCUGAGUACGGCUGAUAUUCGGGAGGAAGUGGAUACGUUCAUGUUUGAAGGGCACGAUACGACCACUUCUGGCAUAUCGUUCACAAUUCUUCAGCUUGCCAAGCAUCAAGAAAUUCAGCAAAAGUUGUUCGAAGAAAUCGAUGGAAUGUUGGGAGCAAACGCCAAAACUACCGUGCUGACUAGUGCACUUCUGCAAGACAUGAAGUACUUGGAUUUGGUGAUCAAGGAAUCGCUACGACUCGUACCUCCGGUACCUUUCAUUGGACGCAAACUACUGGAGGAUAUGGAAAUGAAUGGCAUUAAAAUACCUGCAGGCACAACGCUUUCCCUGAACAUCUUCAACGUACAUCGCAAUCCGAAAGUGUUCCCCGAGCCCGAAAAGUUCAUCCCCGAGCGUUUCUCAGACGAGAACGAAAUUAAGCGAGGACCUUACGACUACAUCCCGUUCAGUGCCGGGUUCCGGAACUGUAUUGGACAGAAGUAUGCGUUGCUGGAGAUGAAGGUUACCAUAGUGAAGUUGCUGGCUAGCUACAAAAUUCUACCCGGAGAGUCCAUCAAUCAAGUGCGUUACAAGACGGAUUUGGUGCUUCGUCCGACGGCUGGAAUUCCAGUUAAGCUUGAGAAGCGGAAGUAAUGUGUUUAGUUGUAGGUUUCGUAAAGUUUUUGGCUCC